UUUCUCAUUCUUUUUUUAUUUUAUUUAUUCAACCAACUCUUCUUGAAAUAAAUACCUUGUAUGAUCUCACUUAUUCUCAUCACCUACCUCUUUGCGUUCUUGACCCUAUGUAAGGCAGCUGGAACCACUGCAGAUGGUAGACGUGGUGUAGCUCGUAUCAUGGACUUUGGUGGUGACCAAACUCCAUAUGACAAACGUGACCGAGUGACAUGGUAUGCAGGUCAAGAUCUCAGAAAUGCUGCUUGUUACGACCGUAACGGUUUAGCACCGUUCCAUGCUAGAGUGAAUGAUAUGAUUGGAGCCAUGGCAAUGCAUAACUUUGAAGAAUGUUACAAGUGUAUGCAAAUUACCAAUAAUCGCAAGCCGAGUUUAAAGAUUGUUGUUCGUAUUGUUGAUAAAUGUGCUGCUUGCAAGGUGAAGACCGCUAUUGAUUUGACACCUGCUGCCUUUAGAUUAUUAAACCCAGGUGGUAAUUUAGAAGUGGGUGUAUUGGAUAUCAGUUAUAAGCCUAUCAAAUGCCCAAAUAACAACAUCAUCCCCAAGACUAUCUGGUAAAAAAAAAAUAGAUUACUAGAGCUUACCAGUUUUACACAUACCCUCCCCUCCAUCACAUGUAACCCUCCUACCCCAUAACACAUCCUAUCUUG
Mucor mucedo is the source of this 647-nucleotide messenger RNA. RefSeq lists its product as uncharacterized. Bases 61 to 555 code for a protein of 164 amino acids. The record is from RefSeq and is a predicted model, not a curated record. Lineage: Eukaryota; Fungi; Mucoromycota; Mucoromycetes; Mucorales; Mucoraceae. The transcript has 2 exons. Gene Ontology annotation, biological process: defense response to fungus; defense response to bacterium.